Molecule: messenger RNA, 2269 nt
Organism: Botrytis byssoidea
Lineage: Eukaryota; Fungi; Ascomycota; Leotiomycetes; Helotiales; Sclerotiniaceae
Exons: 4
Coding region: 472-2031 (519 amino acids)
Molecular function (GO): heme binding; iron ion binding; oxidoreductase activity, acting on paired donors, with incorporation or reduction of molecular oxygen
Source: RefSeq, a predicted model, not a curated record
UCCUCCUCGCAAGCCAAGAAUGUUUCCCUUCCUGCUCCUCUGAAACACUCCGAUGUACAGAAUAUCCAUAAAUGUUCGUAAAAAUAAUCAAGGAAAUCCUCAAGCCGUCAUUUCCAAUUUGAGCAAAGGUAAAGAUCACAAGGGGCGUCCCCCCUUGUCCUCCUUUCCAUUUUUGCCAUUCCUCGAGAAAAACCCCACGUAAUGGUACAAACGGACGGAACUUGAAGAUUGCGACAAGGUCUAAUAAUUCAUCCGAUUCCUAAGGUAUAACAAAGACUACAAUCCGUGCAAAUAUGAUAAGCAUAAUUGAAAACAACGCCUGGUUUCAUACUUGGUUAUAUAAGUCUCCUUUCUCUUCUCUUGGUUCUGAAUGAAUGAUACUUAUUCAUUUGUUUGUUCGUUCAUUCAUCACUUCUCAUUCUCGUACAUGAGCGAGUCCAUUUACAUAUAUACCAAAACAAAUCCAGCAUCAUGUUGGAAAGCAUAUCAAUAAAGUCUCUCAUCGUACCAUUUGUCGUGAUCUUCGUCUUGUUUAAAGUCACACAAUAUGUUCAGAGAGAGCUUAAGAUUCGAUCACUGGGUGGUCAUGCCAGAAGAGCGAAAACAUGGAUUCCUUUCGAUCUCGACCUCGUUGCGCGCUCGGUCAACUAUGGUAUGCAUGAUAAGAACCUCGAAGCGUGGAUGGCAUUUUUCUCCGGUUACAAAGACAUACGUUAUACAGUAGAGGCAAAUCCAGGAGGACAGCGUACGCUGUUUACUGCGGAACCAGAAAAUAUUAAAGCUAUACUCGCGACUCAAUUCACAGACUAUGGCAAAGGAGAACCAUUUCACAAUGAUUGGAAAGAUUUCCUUGGUGACAGUAUCUUCACGACAGAUCUUGACCAAUGGCAUGAUUCUCGUCAAUUGAUUCGUCCACAAUUUAUCAAGGAUCGAGUUAGUGAUUUGGAUACUUUCGAGAGACAUAUUCAGAUUUUAAUCGGGAAGAUCAAAGAAGAAGGUAGAAAGUGGGAUGGCACUCAGGGUCGGGAGAUUGAUGUUAGUGAUUUGUUUUUCAGAUAUACUCUAGAUGCUGCAACGGACUUUUUGCUAGGACGCAGUGUGGAAAGUUUAGAGAAACCAGGAGAAUUUGCAGAUGCUUUCGCAGAAGUUCAGCGGGUACAGAGUGUUAUCUCGAUAGCUGGACCUUUAAAUGGAUUGGUUCCAAGGAAAUCAUUCUACAAAGGUCUCAAGGUUAUAAACGAGUUUGUUGCCCCCUUCAUUGAAGAUACGCUUCGACUUUCUCCUGAGGAACUAGCAACCAAGACAAAGACAGAGGAAGGGUAUACAUUUCUCCAUGCAUUGGCUUCCUAUACUCGUGAUAGAAAUGUACUUCGAGAUCAACUCGUAGCAGUCUUACUUGCCGGUCGCGAUACAACAGCUUCCACUCUGUCAUGGACAUUCUACGAAUUAGCUCGUCAUCCUGAAGUUUUCAGGAAAUUGCGCGAGGAAAUCAUCUCGAAAGUUGGUCUAGAGACACCCCCAACUUAUCAACAUUUGAAAGAUAUGAAAUAUUUACAGAAUGUUAUGCACGAAACCCUUCGUCUUUACCCCGUCGUUCCUUUCAAUAUCCGUCUCGCUCUCAAAGAUACCACACUGCCCGUCGGUGGCGGACCAGAUGGUCUCUCUCCUAUGGGAAUUCUCAAAGAUACUCCAAUCUGUUACUCCACUCUCAUUAUGCAACGCCGCGAAGAUCUCACUCCAGACGUCAUGUCCUUCAAUCCCGACCGCUGGUUGACAUGGCAGCCUAAACCUUGGCAAUACAUCCCUUUCAAUGGUGGUCCUCGAAUCUGUAUUGGUCAACAAUUUGCACUCACCGAAAUGGGUUAUACGAUUGUUAGACUCUUGCAAAACUUUGAUGGGCUCGAGGGAUUUAUGCAUGAAAUUGAUGGAGGAAACCCACGAUUGAAAUCGGAUAUUGUUUUACAGCCUGGACAGGGUGUACACGUUGGGUUUUUGGAAGGGAAAAGCGAAACUGUCAAAGAAAAGGUCUAGGAUGGUGAAGUAGAUGUUAUGGUGAUGAUGAUUCGGCGUUAAUUGCUUUACUUGGCCGCUCAGGGAACUGGCCAAAGGAACUGAAUUUUGACGAUUGAUGAAAGUGCUUGUGUCAGCUCAACUUAUGAUGUAAAAAUAAGAAAACAGGUUUCUCUUAUCUUUUUUUACAAUAAUCUGAAUAUCAUGUAACGUGAGUAUCAAAAGGAACAAGAUGCGCAUAACGAAUGAAUAGUCAACC